Messenger RNA from Branchiostoma belcheri (Belcher's lancelet), 1828 nucleotides. Its product is annotated as probable palmitoyltransferase ZDHHC12. The coding region runs from base 251 to 1147 and encodes 298 amino acids. Lineage: Eukaryota; Metazoa; Chordata; Leptocardii; Amphioxiformes; Branchiostomatidae. Gene Ontology annotation, molecular function: protein-cysteine S-palmitoyltransferase activity. Gene Ontology annotation, biological process: protein targeting to membrane; peptidyl-L-cysteine S-palmitoylation. The transcript is spliced from 6 exons. The record is from RefSeq and is a predicted model, not a curated record. Gene Ontology annotation, cellular component: endoplasmic reticulum; Golgi apparatus.
CCCAAACAUAGUUUUAGAACACGUCAUUUCCAAGAUGGUUGUGGUCCAAUUUCUGUGUCUACAAAUUCUUCCUGAUUUCUGCAAGUUUUAUUCUUCAUUCUCAGUCACUACACCGCUCCACGUAUCCAGACGUAUUUCUGGCGCGGUUUUAUAGUUGGAAAGGCGAGAGAAGUGUGAUUCCAAGACGUCGAAGUGGCGAGUUCUGUGGGCUAUUUUUGGUUGUUUUGGAGUUGUUGGCUGGCAGCCCAGUAUGGCGGGUGUGUGGCAGAGGCCGUGUUGGCGGAUGUUGUUCAGUACUGCCGUCCUAGUCAGGUCCUUCCACGUCUGUAUAACGACUGGGGUGGUGUCAUUAUUGUUCUUUAAGGACACGGCUCUAAGACAACAGUUGAUAUCAGGUGACUACCUGGUACCAUGUAUAUACAUGGCCCUGGUGUUCCUGAGUUUAGUGCUGUAUGCAGUGGUGUGCUCCAUGGACCCUGGAUUUGUCAGUCUCACAAACAACAAGAAUGCCAUCAGGAAAGGACAACAGUGUGUGGAGUCCAACAGUGAGGAAGAUGACAGUGUCUCUGCUACAGAAACAAGUGUAAUGAUUGAACCAGACAUUGGUCUGAAACCCAGAGUCAAGCUCAGGAACUGUGGGUUUUGUGGCAUACAGCAACCCAUCCGAGCCAAGCACUGUGAGCUGUGUGGGUUCUGUAUCCACCGGUUUGACCACCACUGUCCGUGGUUCGAGACGUGUAUCGGGGAGAGGAACCACAGGUUCUUCUGGAUCUUCUUAUUGGUGGAAACCUCGCUGGUGGGAUGGACUGUCCACCUGGUCUGGACUGCAUUUGUGUAUGAAGAGAGCUGGACCAGCUGGUUUGUGUCGAACGGGCUGUACCUGGUGGCCAUGUUUGUGCUGGUGCUGGGAGGUACAGCCACCUUCCUCCUGGUGGCCUCACACACCUACCUGAUCGGCAUCAACCUCACCACAUGGGAGUUCAUGUCAAGACAUAGGAUCACGUACCUGAAAGACUAUCACGGAGAUGAGAACCCAUUUGACGAGGGCUUGCUGAAGAACCUGUGGAAGUUCUUUCUGCACCUGCGACUGAAGGACUGGGAGUUGUACCUGAUGAACAGGCCAGCUAAAACACUGGGCAGGGCAUAGGCACGUGGGCAGGGUACCACUAGGUGCUGUACCAUGUGUUCUAAGUAGGGUGUGAAAACCCCAGUACACUUUGUACUGCAGGGAGUUUAACACCCCUUCAGAACUAACCUGGAUGAACUUUAACUUGACCUUAAAUGUAUUUUAGGUCAGACAAAAUCAGGACAUAAACCAGACCAUACAAAAAGGCGAUUAGAGCGUUGGACUUGGAACCAAUAGGUCCCAGGUUCACCAUGCCCUGACGUUGUGCCCUUUGGAAAGGCACUUUACACGACUUCCCUCCCUGUACAGUGGAGUAAUGCCAACUGAGCCUCUUACUAGGCUAAUCUGUCAAAAUGUGUGCCAAAUACACACUAUGGAUAUGGUGCGCCAAUGUGCCAACAUCUGCACAUUUGCCACCAAGAGCCGUAAAAAAACCCCAAAAGGUCUACCCCCAGGCCAUGAUCACUUGAUCAUCAUGAGGUUGACUGGGGGGAAUGUCCAGAAAAGUUGGCAAAAUCCCUUGAGACCUACCAACACUACAGCUGUCAGGGAUUUUUAAAAAAGUGCCAUUUGUUUUCAAAUUGAAAACAAAAGGGGGCUGGGCCCUGAACAGGAGGCAGUCUUUCAUGGUGAUCACAUUUUGCCCUUGGCAUACAUACAAUAUGUGAUUUAGAUCUUAAUCCAUGAUCUAGGCAUGUGGUC